AUGAUUUUCCAGAGUUUUUAUCAACUUUCAAUCGAUAUAACAAUCAGUAGACCAACAAUAUAUUUCACAUUUCUUUGCCCAUAUUCCAAUCAAUAUUUAUCAUAUCCAAGAUUUGCUUCAAAAUUCGUAUUUUUAUCCCUAAAUUAUUCGAGACUUGUCAAAUGUGUUGUUCAAAUUAUUUUGAGCCUAAAUCGAAUGUCUUGUGUUAUUGCACCUGUUACUUAUACAAAGUUUUGGUUUUCAAAACUAAAAUAUAUAAUUAUUAUAAUAUUUCUUUUGCCAUGUCUUGCAGUUUGGAAUAUCGCUAUUUCAAGAGUUUAUAUGAUUUCAGUGUUUGGAGGAUUUGGUGCAUCUUAUGUUAGAAGAAUUUCAUGGGUGAGUUAUGACGUGGCGAUUUGAAAUGGGCACAAAAUUAAGAAAAAACAAAAAAGGAUUAAUUUUCUUAUUCGCAAUUUAUUAUUUUUUUAUAAAAGUUUCGAUCUUCAGUGAGAGUCAGCCAAAAAUCUUCUAGAAACCCAUAUUUUCCAGGCAAGUUUCGGAAAAUUCCACCUGGCAUUUCUAUGCACCGCCUUAAUUGUUACAAUUAUUUGCACGACAAUAACUCUUUAUUAUUUGGUAAUGUUACCAAAAAGAAUUCGAUCGAGUGAAAAAUCAUUGUGUAUUUGUACAGUUAUCAUUUCUGUCGGUUUUUUCACUUCCGCUAUUUUUCAUGUGAGAAUUUUCAUCGCAUUUUUUAUUUUAUCUAAUUUUUUAAAGGCAAUUUAUGGUUUUUGUUCUGAAUGUGCUGGUCAAAUUGUUUAUGCCACUCAUUUUUUUGCCUAUGAUUUUCUGAAUAUCGGAUCACCAAUUGUUAUGUUGUGUAUGAGUCCGCAACUUCGACGAAAUAUUCUUGGAGUUCAGAAAUCGUGGAAUUCGAAGGCUACUCAACUUCAGAAUCAUAAUUCUUUCAUGGAUCGACCAACUAAAACUCCAACGCCUGUUUCAUGA
This is a messenger RNA of Caenorhabditis angaria, 987 nucleotides long. NCBI's taxonomy places the organism in Eukaryota, Metazoa, Nematoda, Chromadorea, Rhabditida, Rhabditidae. The record is from the annotation of a GenBank genome assembly.